UGAUUUGUGGUUCAAAGAGCGCACGCCUUGUAAUCGCAAACUACAGACAGACCCAGACAUGUGUGUCAGUGAUGUUUACGUGUCAUUACAGAGACAGUACUUAACUGCUAACAACUGGAACUACUGUUAUUGAUUCAAGAAGUUAUUCAUUAUUAACAUUAAUUUCGAUGGAAAUCAACCAACAAAUGAGUGCCGAAGAGCAACAAAUCGAUCACUUCUUUAGUGAACUAAAACCGCCGCCAAAUUUGGAUGCAAUUCAUAGAGAUGUUCAACAAUUUUGCAAUAAAAAUAGUGACAAAAGGAUUGUUUUGAUAACGUCCGGGGGAACUACAGUACCCCUCGAACACAACACCGUUCGCUUUGUCGACAACUUCUCUGCCGGAACUCGAGGUUCGGCUUCAGCUGAAUAUUUUAUAGAAAUGGGAUAUUCUGUGAUAUUUUUAUAUCGUUUAAAAUCAUUGGAACCUUUUGUAAGACAUUUAAAUGCCAUUGAAUUUUUGUUGUCACUUCAAGUCAAUGAUAACAAUGAAAUUAAAAUAUCAUCCGAUAUGUCAACUAAAAUACUAUCAAAUUUAAAACUAUUCAACAAAAGUAAAGACCACUUACUAAGCAUAACAUUCACGACAUUAGCCGAGUAUUUACACUGUUUGCGGGAAAUUGCGUUAAUAUUGCAAUUAAAAGGAGCGGAUGUUAUGCUAUAUUUAGCGGCCGCUGUCUCUGACUUUUAUAUACCCCCAGCAAAUAUGGCAGUCCAUAAAAUACAUUCAAAUGACAAGUUGAGUAUCAACUUUGAAUUGGUUCCCAAAGUAUUGCGACCACUCGUCAAGUUUUGGGUCCCAAACGCUUUUGUCAUCUCAUUUAAAUUGGAAACGGAUGAAUCAAUAUUAUUGGAGAAAGCAAGGACUGCUCUCAACAAAUAUGGACACAAACUGGUGAUCGCCAAUGAAUUAAAUACAAGAAAAUAUAAAGUGACUCUUGUUUCCAAUAAUGACCACAAAAUGAUCACAAUUUCCAAUGAAGAUAACAUUGAAAUUGAAGAACUUAUUGUUAAAGAAGUCAUUGAAAGACAUAAUACUUUUAUAAAUAAGUCAAAUAUUUUGCCCCGAUAUCGGGUCACCAAUGAUAACACAUCUCGGCUUUCAUAUACUGCUAUAACAAUACUGCCGUCGGCGCCAAUAUUGGACAGUAAUAGCGAUUUGGGAUCAGAUUAUCCCCCAAAAUAUGAGCACAUCUUUAGAGAUAACAAGUGA
This is a messenger RNA of Oppia nitens, 1250 nucleotides long. RefSeq lists its product as uncharacterized. Gene Ontology annotation, molecular function: phosphopantothenate--cysteine ligase activity. Bases 168 to 1250 code for a protein of 360 amino acids. Gene Ontology annotation, biological process: coenzyme A biosynthetic process. Gene Ontology annotation, cellular component: cytoplasm; nucleus. The record is from RefSeq and is a predicted model, not a curated record. The transcript has 7 exons. Lineage: Eukaryota; Metazoa; Arthropoda; Arachnida; Sarcoptiformes; Oppiidae.